AUGCCGAGCGUGAAGUAUGAACAGCUGGCGGAAAAACCUGACACUGAAGAAGACGUGUUUACAAAGGAGCCUAGGAGUAAAGGUUCUCAAAGCUGCGUCCAGAGGAGUCUCCUGUCCUUGGGCUUAAUUCUUUUGUACUUCUCACUGUCGAUUGGACUCACUUUCUAUCAGAGAUGGCUGCUAAAGGAUUUCCGGUACCCAUUAACAGUGGUAAUGUACCAUUUGGUGAUCAAAUGGGUGCUGUCCUGCAUAGUCCGACUGGUGCUGGAGCUUGUCACCGGAGUCCCACAACUUAUGCUCUCCUGGUGGGUCUGCCUGAGAUCCGUGGGCCCGACUGGCCUGGCCAGUGGCAUCGACGUGGGCUUCUCCAACUGGGCCUUGGAGCUGGUCACAAUCUCGCUGUACACCAUGACCAAGUCAACAACGAUCAUUUUCAUCCUUGGAUUCGCUAUUUUGCUCGGAUUGGAGAAAAAGUCCUGGUCUCUCGUGGGCAUAGUGCUGAUGAUAUCAUCGGGACUGGUGAUGUUCACGUACAAAGCGACACACUUCGACGCACAAGGGUUCGCCUUCCUGCUGAUCGCGUCGUUCGCAUCCGGCCUGCGUUGGACUUUCGCGCAACUCCUCAUGCAGAAAACAAAACUCGGUCUUCACAACCCAGUUGACAUGGUCUUUCACGUGCAGCCCUGGAUGUUCGUCUCCUUGUUGCCGUUCAUGAUUUACUUCGAAGGAGUGGACUGUUUCACCCACCUGAUAUCGUUGCCUCCUGAGGAGCUGGUGCCCACGAUACUGAAGGUGUCUGUUGGCGCCACCAUUGCCUUCGCCAUGGAGAUUAGCGAGUUCCUAGUCGUCACUUACACAUCUAGUCUCACGCUGUCAAUAGCUGGUAUUUUUAAGGAAAUGUGUAUCCUAGUUCUCGCUAUAGAGGUGGGUGGUGACCAGCUGAGCUCGAUCAACCUCAUCGGGCUGCCACUGUGCCUGCUCGGCAUUGCGGGGCACGUCGUACACAAACUUUUGUUCAUCAAAUCGGUCACCGGUACGGUCGCCGCCAUCGACUCUGAUUACUUUGAGUCGAUGAGUCAAAAUCGAUUAGCACAGACUGACCGUAAAGAGCAUUCCGAACCGCUCCUUGAAGACGAUCUGCGUAGCGAGGUCAGCGACAACGAAAUCGAUUCCAAAAGAAUUUUAUUCGAGGUACAGCAACGACGCGACGGCAGGUAGGACAGCGGCCAAGGCGUCAACGGCUUUAAAAAUGUCUAUA
Molecule: messenger RNA, 1258 nt
Organism: Hyposmocoma kahamanoa
Lineage: Eukaryota; Metazoa; Arthropoda; Insecta; Lepidoptera; Cosmopterigidae
Product: solute carrier family 35 member C2
Exons: 5
Coding region: 1-1218 (405 amino acids)
Biological process (GO): UDP-glucose transmembrane transport
Cellular component (GO): cis-Golgi network; Golgi apparatus; endoplasmic reticulum-Golgi intermediate compartment
Molecular function (GO): antiporter activity
Source: RefSeq, a predicted model, not a curated record